AUGCUUGGUCAUUAUCAAAUAAAAAAUAUUAGUCUAGCCAUUCAUAUUGCUCUUUAUUUACAAAAAUAUUUUCCCCAAAUCACCCAAAAUAGUAUAGAAGAAGAUGGUGCUCAUAAUCAAGCCGGAAUUAAGCAUCUAGUUCAAACAAUUAAAACUUUUUUUCCUGCUAAGCAACCUAUUUUUUUAGUUUCUAUAAUGAAAGAUAAACAAGUAAACAAAAUGCUUAAUGCUUUAAAAGAAGUUGCUUACCAAAUUAUUUUUACCGAAAUGCCCGGUUCUCGAAAGCAAGAAGUUAGUAAAUUAAAACAGUGUAUUACAACUAAAUUUCACAAAUUUGCUGACUGUUCAAAAGCAUUUUUUUAUUUUUAUUCCUUGCUGGAUAAUGAGAAAAUAGGGAUAAUUACUGGUUCUUUACAUUUUACUUCCUACGCGAAAAGAGAAUUUUUGGUUCAAAUCCUGCCCCCGCCACCAAGCCCAAAUGGCGGAAUGGUAGACGCAUGGGACUUAAGAUCCCACGGAGUUAUCCGUGCCGGUUCAAGUCCGGCUUUGGGUACCAAAGACCAAGAAAAAGAAUUAAAAGAACAAUUUACUAAUUGCCAAACACUUUUAGAAAAAAAAUCAGUAAAGGAAAAAUUGACCCCUUUACAAAAUACCAUCUUUGACAAAAAAAAAGAAUUAAAAAACUCGGCUCCGACUUCGGCUUCUAGUUCCUUAAAAGACAAAAAAAAUCUCGAUAAAAAAAAACUGGCUAAUUCAUUGAAAACAGAAUUAAAAAAAGAGUUAGAGCAAAGAGCAAAUGGCACCUGA
Messenger RNA from Entrophospora sp. SA101, 807 nucleotides. The record is from the annotation of a GenBank genome assembly. Lineage: Eukaryota; Fungi; Glomeromycota; Glomeromycetes; Entrophosporales; Entrophosporaceae.